AUGGCGAGCGGCUCCGGCGUGGAGCUCCUUCCCCUGAACGGACAUGAACUGCGCCAGCGGAACGUGAACGGCGAUGCCCCAAGGUCCUUCCAUAUCACGGAAGAGGGCAGGAAAAGGGACCAGGAGCUGGACAAGCACACAACAUGGGAGUUUGGAGGCCCUGCAGGCGUGACGGCUAUGAUGAUUGGCUUUCCGCUGCUGAUGUAUUACCUCUGGAUAUGCCUUUGGUUUUACGACGGCCAGCUUGUCUAUCCCCAUUCCACGGCAGAUAUCAAGCCCUUCCUCGCGAGAAUGUGGGGACACGUACGAGACGACGCAAGCCCCAACCUGUACGCCUGGAAGGUCUACAGCGGCCUCAUCGUUUACGAGCUCUUCCUGGCGUACGUUAUGCCAGGCUUCAUGCAAGAAGGCCUGCCCGUCCCCUCGCUCGGCUACAAGACGCUCAUGUACAAGUGUGACGCGUACCUCUCCGUCUACACCUCGAUCGCGACCGCCGCGGCGCUCCACUACUUCAACAUCUUCCGCCUCACGGCGAUCAUCGACAACUACGGCCACCUCAUGUCCGUCGCCAUGAUCUGGGGCUUCGCGGUCUCGUUCGGAAUGUACUUUAUCACCGUCGCGCGCGGCGAGCAGAUGCGCAUGUCGGGCAACUUCAUCUACGACGUGUUCAUGGGCGCGUGCUUGAACCCGCGUAUCGGCCCGGUCGACCUUAAGAUGUGGGCCGAGGUCCGCAUCCCUUGGGUGAUCGUGUUCUUCCUGUCGGUAUCCGGCGCGUGCAAGCAAUACGAGACGUACGGCUACGUCACCCCCAACAUGGCGUUCAUGGUGCUUGCAACCUGGUUGUACCUCAACGCAUGCUGCAAGGGCGAGGAGUGCAUCCCCCAGACCUGGGACAUGUAUCACGAGAAAUGGGGCUUCAUGGUCAUUUUUUGGAACUUUGCUGGUGUUCCUUUCACCUACGUCUACUCCGUCGUCUACAUGGCCUCGCACGACCCCGAGAACUAUCGGUGGUCCACCCCGGCCUACGUCGCCAUUUACACCACCCUCCUGACGGCCUACUACAUCUUCGACACGGCGAUGGCGCAGAAGUCGCACUUCAAGAUGCAGCAGCAGGGCAUCACCGAGUUCCGCAAACUCUUCCCCAACCUGCCGGGAAACACGGUCGAGAACCCGACCUACAUCCAGACCGCGCACGGGAACAAGCUCCUCACCAGCGGCUGGUGGGCGUGGGCGCGCAAACCCAACUAUACCGCGGAUUGGACGAUGAGCUUCACGUGGGGUCUCAUCGUCGGCAGGUGCUCGCCCAUCCCAUACUUCUAUUCCGUAUUCUUCAUCACCGUGCUCGUUCACCGGUGCGGUCGCGACUUCGAACGGUGCGCUCGCAAGUACGGCAAGGACUGGGAGCGGUACUGCGAGACCGUGCCAUACAGGUUCAUCCCUUACGUCUACUAG
Molecule: messenger RNA, 1452 nt
Organism: Punctularia strigosozonata HHB-11173 SS5
Lineage: Eukaryota; Fungi; Basidiomycota; Agaricomycetes; Corticiales; Punctulariaceae
Product: ERG4/ERG24 ergosterol biosynthesis protein
Exons: 8
Coding region: 1-1452 (483 amino acids)
Biological process (GO): ergosterol biosynthetic process
Cellular component (GO): endoplasmic reticulum membrane
Molecular function (GO): Delta24(24-1) sterol reductase activity
Source: RefSeq, a predicted model, not a curated record